Molecule: messenger RNA, 4425 nt
Organism: Stegastes partitus (bicolor damselfish)
Lineage: Eukaryota; Metazoa; Chordata; Actinopteri; Pomacentridae
Gene: tax1bp1a
Product: Tax1 (human T-cell leukemia virus type I) binding protein 1a
Exons: 18
Coding region: 235-3111 (958 amino acids)
Source: RefSeq, a predicted model, not a curated record
UUUGACAACAACGGGGACAGUGGCAAAAACAUCGGCCUGUCCGGCACAAAGUCACUCGUUUUCGCAAGUGGAACUCAAAUGAAAAGGGCUGCCACUGCCUGGUUAAAGAAGAAGUCUUUGUGUCCCACCAUGACAUCACCAUCUCUGACUUGACAGAGCUCCUCCAGGGCCUCAGAAGACAGAUUACACCACAGUUUUCACAGGCUGGACAAAUGAAGUGACCAACAGGAUACAAUGUCAUCAUUCCAGGUGGUGGAUUCAUCGCCGGGCAGCAGCGUCAGCAUUAUGGAAACAUCCAACUUUGCCCAUGUCAUCUUCCAGAAUGUGGAAAAGAGUUUCCUACCCCAGGCACCCUUGGAGUGCCGUUACACCCUGACCCCUUACAUUGCUCCCCACCCCAAAGACUGGGUGGGCAUUUUCAAGGUGGGUUGGAGCACAGCCAGGGACUACUACACUUUCCUGUGGUCUCCUAUGCCUGAAAACUAUGAACCAGGAAGUACUGUGCACAGGACUGUGGUAUUUCAAGGAUACUAUGUUCCCAAGUCUGACGGAGAGUUCUACCAGUUCUGUUAUGUCACUCAUGCUGGUGAUAUCAGAGGAGCCAGUACGCCCUUCCAGUUCAGGUCAGCCACACCCACCGAAGAGCUGCUGACUGUUACAGAGGACGACAGCAACUCAGACAUACUGGUUGUCACCACCAAGACUGGCCUGCUAGAGCGCGUGGAGGAGGCACAGCAGGAGCGCAGGGAACUGCUGAAGGCCAUGCGUCUCCUGCAGGAGGAGAAACAACAGCUGCAGGAGGAGCAGAAACGACUGGCCAGGGAAAGGGAGCAGGAGAGGGAGACAUGCUGCCUGUUGAGGACACAUAACCAGGAGCUGCUGCGCUCAUCGCAGGGCCUGUCAGAAGAGAGGGAGGAGGUAAGGAGGAGGCUGACAGAGGCCACGGACCGGGUCCGCCAGCUGGAGGAGGACCUCCUGGGAGUCACUCAGAGAGGCCUGCAAAAGGAGACCGAACUGGAUUGUCUGCGUGACCGUUUGAAGAAGCUGACGGCAGAGAGAGACAGUCUAGAGAGCCAGCUGAAGAAUGAGAAGGACGAGAGAGAUCUCUAUAAGGCCCACCUGCGCAGCACAGAGCUGGAGAACACUAAGCUGAGUGCAGAGCUGCAGAUGUUGAAGGCUGUGGAGCUGAACCGAGAGGUGACCAUCGCUCAAUUCCAGGAGGAGCUGGACAGGCUCAGGGUCUGCGUUGCCCAGCGAGAUAGUCUGGAGAAAGAGCUGCUGGCUCACAAAGCUGACAAGGCAGAGCUGGCCCGUGUACGUGAGCAGCUCCGUCAAGCUGAGGAGCAGCUUCAGGCGUCCAGGCAGCAGGCCUCCCUGCUGGCUUCGGAGCUCCGUGAUUCAGCCAGCGCCCGAGACCACACGAUGACUGAGCUGUACCGUGCACGUGUGGAGGCUGACAAGCUCCGCGCCAGUCUAGCUGAUGCUCAGGCAGAGUGCCAACGCAUGGAGAGCCAGCUUGACCGCAUGAGAAGCACCGCACAGAAGGAAGUGGGUGUUGGGACCAGUGGGGAUCUGACACCCAGCAUGAUGGUGGUGUCGGAGGCAGAGGCCGAGCUGCAGAGGGAGGUGGAGGAGCUGAAGCUGCGGCUUCACAUGGCCGCUGAGCAUUAUAAGGAGAAGUACCGGGAGUGUCAGCGCCUCCGGAGACAGGUUGCCAAACUGAACACAACCGAGUCACAGGGGGAGCCAAAGAGAAAUGCAUCCACUGAGACGACACUGGAGCCACUGACCCCCAGUCCAGAGUCUCCUACAGCAGGAAAUAUAGCUGCUGCAGUCCUACAAGAAGCCGCGGAGAUGACAAUCACCCCAGAACUCAAUAACAAGCGACCCACAUAUGCUGACAAACACAUCAGCACAGAGAAGGAGGAAAGACAGACGGAGAACACACUGAGGGAGAGAGCUCAGGUGGAGACUGAGAGGCAAGUGAAACGAAAGGAAGCCAGCGAAAACAAGGAAAAUGAAAAAGAGGAGAAGAAGGAGAGCCUGCCGGAGGAGAGCCUGAGGAUGACGAGCUGGGUGGAGGUGGAGAACGAGAGGCUGAGCGCUGAGGAGAACAGCGAUGUGGAAAGGGCACCGAAGGCAGAGGGAGCCGGGGAUGGCGUGGAGGAGCAGGGGCUGCUGGAGGUGGAGGGGAGGAGCGUGGAGGAGGCAGAGCAGGAACAGACUCGCUCGGUGGAGGAGGAGCUGGCGAUGAUGGAGGAGAAAUGGAGGGAGCAGUGUGCAAUCAACGAGACUCUCAAACAGCGGCUGGCCGAUGAGGAGGAGCGAUUCAGAGUGCAGAUGGCAGAGCGAGCCAGCGAGGUGACCGAACUGAAACGCAACCUCGCCCAGGCUCUGAGAGACAAAGAGCAGCUGCAGGAGGAGCUGCAGCGUUACGUGUCCAGGCAGAGGGAGCAGGAGACUGGAGUUCAGGGCGCCGAGGUGAGGCAGCCGAUGGUGCUGCGCUACCCCCUGCCCUACCCCCAGGACCCUUCCCCUCCUCCGCUGGUGCCACAGAGGCCUGCUGAGCUGCAGUACGGCAACCCCUACUCCACCGACACCACGAGAGAUCGGGUGGAUGUCGCGCUGUCUCCUGAGCACAUGCCCCGUCCUCCACCUGAGGCUCCGUCCUGCGCUCAUCCCUGCGCGCCCCCGAUCACACCCACCAGACCCAGUCCCGGAGCACCGGGCUGCGAUCGAGAGGUGGUCUGCAUACAACCCUCCCGCAGCACAAGUCCUCCCGAGAGCCUCGAGCAUCCGCCGGAGGAGCCGCAAAAUGUGGUUGAUGGGGCUCAGCCAUCCUGUGACCAUCAGUCCAAUAGACGCAGUGAAGCGCGGAGCAGCUUCUGCUUUGACUCCAGUACCGACGUCCACAAACGCUGCCCGCUAUGCGAGGUGAUCUUCCCGCCGCACUUUGAGCAGCGCAGCUUCGAGCAGCACGUGGAGAGCCACUGGAAGGUUUGCCCCGUCUGCUCCGAGCAGUUCCCCCUCAACUGCCAGCAGCAGCUCUUCGAGAGGCACGUCCUCACGCACUUUGACGGCCACGUGCUCAACUUCGAGCAGAUUGAAUGAAGGGAUGCAGAGGACAAAACCGUAUGGGUUCAAUGUGUGUCGUCAGUUCAUUUUGUUUUGGGGGUUCAGUUAAGUUGUCUCGUUAAUAUACAAUCAUGAGCACCUUUUUUGCAAUCUUUAAGGUUUGGAAGAAUGUAGUCGACCUCUAAAAGGAAGCAGAGCUUGUACCGUGGCGGCUGCUCCACCAAGGUUUAUGUAGGGUAGCUUUCACAUUAAUACACAGUAAACAACGGAUCAUUAACAUUCGGGAAUAGUGCCACGAUCCUUUACUUUUAUAUCAUUUUUAUGCUCAUCUUUCUGGCUUCAGUGCAUGCAUAUAUUCUCUGUUCAAAACAAAUCAUGGCCACAUCAUUUCUUUCUACUUUUUGAGUGAAUUGUAGCAGAAGGUUCAACUGGGGCUUUGGAAUAAAAAAAAAUAAAAAAAAUAAAAUCUCCCUGUUCUGCCCCGAACAUACAUACACUAAGUGGCAAAGGCAGUGCGUCACCUUUUAAUUGUCCAGAAUUUAAAGCAUUGUAAGACAGAUAAGAUUUUUAAAAGUGUAAAUGCAGAGUGAGAGCUGAAUAUGUGACGUCUCAAAGAGUCACCUGAGUGUGUAAAUAAAACUGAAGAGCCGCGUGCUGUACUAUUGUACGUAUGACAGUGUUUUUGCGAAGAUGGUUUCAACAGAAUCAGCACUACAUUUUCAUGUAUCUGCACUAAAUAAGGCUUUAUUCUGAAUGUACUGUACAUAAAUGAAAAUUAAGUUGUGGAGAGACCCGUGAAUUACUGUCGUGAACCUCCCUCCCCCUCAUCGUUACCUCCCUCAUGUUUUAAUGAUGAAAGAAGGAUGGACCAAUGAUGGGUUGUUUUUUUUUUUUUCCUGGUGUGCACUUUCUGCUCUUAGGUCGGUCGUAAGAAGCUGGGCUGAGAGAAAAACAUGUUUUAGGCAAAUAGACUGCAGGACACGGAUUAACAGACACUUUUGUUGUUAUGUACUUUCAUGUUUUAAAGUUAGGACUGUGAAGAAGAAGAAGAAAAAAAAAUCAUUGCUUUGUGCGCAAGUCUGUUAGCCCUCAUGACUGAAUGUCAUUUAUAUGUGUGUCUUCACAGGGCUUCAUACCACCGCUUGUCUAUUUUUAAGUCAUUACAAUGUGUUCCCCUGACAGUGUUGUAUUCAGGCUUUAAAAAACUGCACAUGCCCAGUAAUCACAAGGCAAAUCUGUGUGUGUAUGUCAUGUGUCCGAUGCAGCACUUUUCACGUGAGAAUGUCAGGACGGUGGUUUAAGUGUGUACCGCAAAGAUCUUUAUGAAUAAAGUAAGCUUGUCUAAAUGCA